UGUGUAUGAUUAAUUGAUAAUAUUAUGUUUAUUCAAUUGUAUGAUAAUAUUUAUAAAUGUGGCAAGGGUCAAUGAAUGUUAUUAUGAAUAGCAAAGAUUAAAUAGUUGAGAAUAAAUAUAUUUUAUAUGCGUUUGUUAAAAAACGGGCUUAAUAAAUAUUGUGGUGGUUAUUUUGAAUUCUCUUCUGAAAAAAAUUGGGGAACAGAACAAGAUGACUGUAGAAUAUUUGAUUCUAUUGAUAUAACACACUUAGCUGACAGUAUAGCUAGUGUACCAUUUAAUUUGCGGCAUAAUAUACCUGUUGACUUAUUCACUGUAGAACAAUUGGAAGAAUUUGAAGUAGAAUCAUCUCUUGCUUUAAGUCGACAUUCAUUUCAAUGCAAAUCAAAAUUAAGUAAUAAAAUUAUAAAAUCAACAUCAACUGAAAGUAGUUGUGUACCAGAAACAGAUAAAUUAUUGGAAUUAAUCAUGAAAAAUGAUUCUAGAGCCGAAGAAGAUAAUAAUGAUUUGAAUUGUGAGUUACAAUCUAAUGAACAAUUAUGUGCAAUAUUAGGAAAUAAGAAGCCAUUCAUUAACAUCUUACAAGAUGAAGCUAAUACAAUCCAUAAUAUAGAUAUUUCUAAAACUGAUUCUAAAACAAUUAUUGAUCAAAUUACAUCAAUUAAACUUGAUUCUGAAGUAAAUAUAACAAAUCAUGAUUCUGGUCAUUGGCUUGAUUCUAUGUUAGAAGACAGUGACGAAUAAAAGUAACAAAUUUAUUUUAUUGUACUUUAAUAUUUUUGAAUGUGACUCAUUUUUUUUUUUUU
This is a messenger RNA of Sipha flava (yellow sugarcane aphid), 806 nucleotides long. RefSeq lists its product as uncharacterized. Lineage: Eukaryota; Metazoa; Arthropoda; Insecta; Hemiptera; Aphididae. The transcript is spliced from 6 exons. Bases 127 to 744 code for a protein of 205 amino acids. The record is from RefSeq and is a predicted model, not a curated record.